UAACUGGGUGUUGUAGUCUCGCCGCCCUUCGGGCUGGUCCAACAACCCGCAGGAUGUCGGAGGUGCGGCUGCCACCGCUGCGCGCCCUAGACGACUUUGUCCUGGGGUCUGCGCGUCUGGCGGCUCCUGAUCCAGGCGAUCCACAACGAUGGUGUCACCGCGUCAUCAACAACCUCCUCUACUACCAAACCAAUUACCUUCUCUGCUUUGGCAUCAGUCUUGCGCUGGCCGGGUACAUUCGUCCGCUGCACACCCUCCUGAGCGCACUGGUAGUGGUGGUGGCUCUCGGGGUGCUGGUGUGGGCUGCUGAAACCCGUGCAGCUGUGCGCCGCUGCCGUCGCAGCCACCCUGCUGCCUGCCUGGCUGCAGUACUUGCCAUUAGCCUCUUCAUUCUCUGGGCCGUGGGUGGCGCCUUCACCUUCCUGCUCUGCAUCACAGCGCCUGUGCUUUUGAUCCUGCUGCAUGCUUCACUGCGCCUGAGAAACCUUAAAAACAAGAUUGAGAACAAGAUCGAGAGCAUCGGUCUAAAGCGGACACCAAUGGGAUUGCUUCUAGAGGCACUGGGACAGGAGCAGGAAGCUGGAUCCUAGGCCCUUGGCAUCUACUCCCUGGAUGUAGAGGACCCCCACCCCAUACCCAAGACCAACCCUUUUCCUAGCCAUUAAAAUAGGUGCCUAGAGUCCUCUGGCCUAGCCAAAAAGAGACACCUGUGAUUGAUCACUGCAGCCCCAAACUAGUCAUCUCUUAGCCUCCAGCCCCUGUUACCUAGGGACCAAAGUCUUCCUUGGUCCUGAAUUUGAGACUCAGUCACCUACUUCCAGCCUUGAAACUGGAUUUUUAAGCCAGAGCAUCUGUGGCCAAUCUCAAAACUGGACCCCAAGAUACUCCUCUUACCCAAAUGUGGGACUCACUAGUCUUCCAUACUUCAAUGCUAGGCCCUAAGGCAGGACAUUCUCAAAUCUUGAGCUCUAAAGAUUUUUCAGACCCCACAUAGCUUGGAAGUUAAAAGACCUGGCCAAAUCUUGAGCCUAAUGAGUCCAAGUGUCCUCAGCCCUGACCACACUGAGCCCUUAAACUCAGAUGACCCUAGCCCUCAGCAGUCCCAAUAGCCCCCCUCCAACCGUUAAGAGGUUCUCUUCCUCCCUCACAAUGUUCUCAGUAUCAAGGACCGACAUGUGGGGCUGGGUAGGGAUAGCCCCAACUGGGAAAGGGGCUCAUAUAAUAGUGUUGCUACAACAGUAAAGCCUUUGAAUCUCAAGCUA
Molecule: messenger RNA, 1262 nt
Organism: Mus caroli (Ryukyu mouse)
Lineage: Eukaryota; Metazoa; Chordata; Mammalia; Rodentia; Muridae
Gene: Praf2
Product: PRA1 domain family member 2
Cellular component (GO): membrane
Source: RefSeq, a predicted model, not a curated record